AUCUCUCCAAGGAAUAAAUAUAUACCCUUCCCUUUCUUGUGAACCUCCAUAAAUACUCUAAUCGCCAUACCCCCCACCCCUCUCCCUCUCUCUUCUGUUAACUCCACUGUCUUGAUAAGUACUGCUCGAGGAGGGCUCUAUUCUCUCAAGUGUUUAUGGUUAUCAUGGGAAUUCAGAAGCCUGCAUGGUUGGAAGCCCUUUAUUCUCAGAAAUUCUUCGUGGGGUGUUCUUACCAUGAAACUGCAAAGAAGAAUGAAAAGAACGUGUAUUGCUUGGAUUGUUGCAUUAGUAUCUGCCCUCAUUGCAUACCCUCACAUCGUUUUCACAGGCUUCUUCAGGUUCGUCGGUACGUAUAUCAUGAUGUUGUCAGAUUGGAAGAUCUCCAAAAGCUUAUAGAUUGCUCUAAUGUUCAGGCCUAUACUAUUAACAGUGCUAAAGUGGUGUUCAUCAAGAAGAGACCUCAAAACAGGCAAUUCAAAGGGGCCGGAAACUAUUGUACUUCCUGUGACAGAAGUCUCCAAGAACCUUUUAUUCAUUGCUCUCUGGGGUGCAAGGUGGAUUUUGUGCUGAAACACUACAAAGACCUCUCUGCAUUCUUAAGGAAAUGCAACACUUUAACUCUGAGCCCUGAUUUCCUGAUUCCACAAGACAUGGGAGAGGAUGAAAUGACAAACGAGACACCGCAUUCAACAAUUGUAGACAGCGAUGAGCCGAUGAGCUGGUCUUCAGGGUCAUCAGGGUCAGAGAACAUGAGCAUGGCAUACAGUAGUGAUCAGAUUGUGAGGAAGAAGAGAAGUGGGCUAUAUUUGUGUGGGAGAUCAGCUAAUAAGGUUUCUGAUGAGGACAUGGCUACAAGCAUGAGUAGAAGAAAAGGCAUUCCCCACAGAUCUCCUCUAUGUUAGCUAAACAAAACUUAAAACAAAUUACAAAUUUUUUACUACUACUUCUACUACUAGUUUAAUUGUGAUAUUUUUGACUGAAUCAUUAAUUUUAAAAUGCUUUAAGCUCUUUCUCU
Messenger RNA from Theobroma cacao (cacao), 1015 nucleotides. Its product is annotated as PLATZ transcription factor family protein. Gene Ontology annotation, molecular function: zinc ion binding. Lineage: Eukaryota; Viridiplantae; Streptophyta; Magnoliopsida; Malvales; Malvaceae. The record is from RefSeq and is a predicted model, not a curated record.